This is a messenger RNA of Arachis ipaensis, 699 nucleotides long. Lineage: Eukaryota; Viridiplantae; Streptophyta; Magnoliopsida; Fabales; Fabaceae. The record is from RefSeq and is a predicted model, not a curated record.
AUGACGGUGACUAGCUCGAACAGAGAAGUCGUGGGAGGAUGGACGCCGAAGCUCAAAGUUGCGACGGCGGCGAUCAGAAAUUUGUUGCCUAGAAAAUUUGAUCCGCCAGAUACCUUUAAUGAGAGAGCUGCAGAGGCACUAGCAUUAACUGGGUUUCAACACGUUUCACGAAUUGGUGAAAUGAGAGGUCAUUCUGCACUCUUAAGUGCCUUGGUGGAACGAUGGAGGCCAGAAACUCAUACGUUCCACCUUCCAGUGAGUGAAGUGACGGUGACGCUGGAAGACGUGAUACAUAUACUUGGCCUCCAUGUUAACGGAGAACCCGUCACGGGUAGAUCGGAUAGCAGUUACCAGUUUUUGGUGGAUAACUGCCUCGCUUGUUUUGGUCGGCAACCGGGUCCGGACGAUCACGUGUUGGGCAAGGUAAAUCUCCAUUGGGUCCGGCGGUGUCGAGACAGUGAACCGUGUGACACGCAGGAGUCUAUUGAGCGGUAUGUCAGGGCUCACAUUUUCUGCGUGCUUGGUACAGUGGUGUUUCCAGAUAAGUCCACCACGUCUUUGAACUCGAAGUUUUUGCCUCUACUUCGUGAUUUUCAUCAGAUCUCACAAUACAGUUGGGGGCAGCUAGUCUGGCACAUCUAUACAGAUCGUUGUGUCGUGCAUCGCGGUACAACUGUAAAGAGAUGGAUGGGCCACUGA